Messenger RNA from Trichoderma harzianum CBS 226.95, 294 nucleotides. RefSeq lists its product as hypothetical. Lineage: Eukaryota; Fungi; Ascomycota; Sordariomycetes; Hypocreales; Hypocreaceae. The record is from RefSeq and is a predicted model, not a curated record. The transcript has a single exon. The annotation marks the transcript as partial.
GAGGAAAAAACACAAGUUGCCGGCCUAUAUUUCACCUCCCAAUCGGCUGAGUUGCCAUACCUAAACGUCUUCGCCUCCACGGUCAACUCUAAAUGCUCGUGCUGUGCCAACGUGGCAUCGUGUCAUUUUAACAUGCUGCUCUUCCGUCCUCAGUCCUCGCGGCUUAACCAUGAUAGGCCGCAGCCACGAGUUUCCGAUUUUUCAAUGACAACAGACGGCAUCAUCCGACGCCGGCUCUUCCCACCAUCCCCGAUCGCCCAUUUCUCGCGCCAACGAGUUCCAACUGAAUAUUAA